Messenger RNA from Daldinia loculata, 1125 nucleotides. Its product is annotated as DUF1674-domain-containing protein. The transcript has a single exon. The coding region runs from base 204 to 725 and encodes 173 amino acids. NCBI's taxonomy places the organism in Eukaryota, Fungi, Ascomycota, Sordariomycetes, Xylariales, Hypoxylaceae. Gene Ontology annotation, biological process: mitochondrial respiratory chain complex II assembly. The record is from RefSeq and is a predicted model, not a curated record. Gene Ontology annotation, cellular component: mitochondrion.
CAUAUAUGCGUAGAUGGAAGUCUUCCUUCGUCCCUUUACCAUCAUACAAAUAAAUCAUCAUACAAGUCUAAACCAUCCCAAAUUACCACACUUCCAGAAACAAGAAACUCGAAAACCUCGAGAACAAAACCCUCAAUUAACAACAGUCAUCUCGUAUAAAUCGAAAAAUAAAAGUAAAAUAAAUAAAGCCAAAUAUCUUCACAAUGGCGUCCCGCCUCAUCUACCUUACCCGACUCGCACGUCUACACACGCACGCUGACCCGCAACCAUCCUUCCACCAAGCACCAUCUCUCCUCUCCCUACAACACCACCGCCACGCCUCCAACAACUCCAACUCCAACUCCAACUCCAACCCCAAUCCCAAUCCCAAUCCCAACCCCUUCCAAUUCACACCAUCGCCACCACGCCUACCACCCGACCAACAAGCCGAAUUCGAGCGACUCCAGCGCACCGCCAACACGCAAGAGGGCUUCAACCCGACCUCAUCCCCGGAUUUCAGCUCUCCCGCCUCUUCCAAUCCCUCUACCACAGCAGCAGCAGUAGCAACAACAGCGCCAGCCGUCGAAGACGACCUCCCAUCGAUACCGCUGCGUAAAGGCGCGCCCCCCGAAUUCGAAGGCGACGUCAACCCCAAGACGGGCGAGGUCGGCGGGCCCAAGAACGAGCCCCUGCGCUGGGGACCCGCGGGCGAUUAUAGCUUCAACGGGCGGGUUACCGAUUUCUAGGGAGGCCUACCUGAUAACUACUUACCUUAGGUACCUACCUAAUAUACAAAUAUAUAAUCAAGGUCAUGCGUAGUCGAGUUACCGAGGUGGAACCCGUUACGAAGUCAGGCCGAGACGACUUUUCUCUACCGGCUUGUUUAUUAUCCAGAGAGGCGAAGGAAGACGGUAUCCUAUCCCUCUGCAAAGGCGAUUAAUUAACGUUACUACUUCUAUGUGUCUAUCGCUUCGAUCAUGGUCACCUACCUAUAGGCAUAUAACUCGAGUAACCUAAUGUAUACCUCCACGAGGUGCAAGUUGUCAGGGUGUUAGGGUGCCAGGGUUCGUCUUAGGCUGAACGAUUGCUUGACCAACAACAUAUUACGGAAUCACCAAGUUAUUAAACAUAAGAGGUGCAAAUAGC